AUGUCCAACGAGGGACAGCUCCUUGUCGCAGUACGUCGUGGCGACGAGGCCAGCGUCGUGAUGCUGCUGGAAGAAGGCGUCGCCUGUGUCACCGUCAACAGGUGGGGUCAAACACUGCUGCACGAAGCGGCCGCCAAAGGCCACGUCGAGAUCGUUCGUGUGCUUCUGCAGCACCUUCCGACGAUCCCCUUUCGGCACUUGCGCGUGCCCGUUGGUAUCAACGCCAAAGAUGCGGUGCUCGGGGACACGCCGCUGCACUACGCCGUGUACUACAAGCACGCGGCGAUCGUCGAGCUGCUUCUGGACGCACACGCUUCGGUGGUCACCGCAAACAAUGAACAAGAGACGGCGAUCGCGUACGCCAAGCGCUACGGCGCGCACGAGAUUACACCGCUUUUGCUGGACCGCUUGCCGUGGGAGCCGCCGGCGACGACGCCCGCCGAGCCAGCCUAA
Molecule: messenger RNA, 453 nt
Organism: Saprolegnia parasitica CBS 223.65
Lineage: Eukaryota; Oomycota; Saprolegniomycetes; Saprolegniales; Saprolegniaceae
Exons: 5
Coding region: 1-453 (150 amino acids)
Molecular function (GO): protein binding
Source: RefSeq, a predicted model, not a curated record